Messenger RNA from Mercenaria mercenaria, 2705 nucleotides. Its product is annotated as ecdysteroid-regulated 16 kDa protein-like. The record is from RefSeq and is a predicted model, not a curated record. Lineage: Eukaryota; Metazoa; Mollusca; Bivalvia; Venerida; Veneridae. The transcript has 4 exons. Gene Ontology annotation, biological process: sterol transport. The coding region runs from base 74 to 529 and encodes 151 amino acids. Gene Ontology annotation, molecular function: sterol binding.
GCAGAUUCAGGGAACCAGUAAAUCGUACCAUCUUUCGUCACAGGUCGUAUGACUGAAAGCUGAAAACAUAAACAUGGACAAGUACAUAAUGAAUAUAUUUUGUAUCGUUGUUCUGUUUGUUGUAUCGGUUUAUGGAGCAUGGAAACCUUGUGGUGGUCCUGCUACAGUGGCAAAAGUCCUUUGUAAUGGUGAAGAUGUAAACAAAAAAACAGAAUGCAUUUUGACCAAAGGGAAAAAUGCUACUCUUCAAGUUACGUUUAAAACAACUAAAGGGUACAAAAGUGUAUCAUCAGUUUGCCAUGGGAUAAUAGGAGGCGUUCCAGUUCCAUUUGAAGGCAUUGAUGAAAAGGGUUGCGAUGGAAUGAACCCAAAGUGUCCUAUUGCUGCUGGAAUUACUGAAACAUUCACUACAAACAUUUUUGUCAAAUCAAUUUACCCUUCAAUUCGGCUUGUAAUCAAAUGGGAAGAAGUUGAUGCCAGUUCGAAUGAGGAUAUGUGGUGUCUUUUAAUACCUGCCCAAAUUAAAUAAUAGUGUGAUGAAAAUCUGCUGAGAAAAGUGUUAUAUGCUAAUGACAGAGAAGUCAAAAUUUCUGUUUUUGUAUGGGUAUGUGUUGUAUGCACAUAGUAAGAUUUUAGAGCUAAUUUUGUAAUGUUUGCAAUGUUGAAUUCAGGAUAUUAUUUUUUUAUUUCUCAGAAUUAAUGAUAACUUAUUAAAAAUAUGCCUACUUUUAAACCAGCAUCUGAAGAUUACCAAAAAAGCAAGCUAAAUGAUGCUUUGCAGAGGUAUUAAUUUAUCACACAAAUUAAAGCAGAUGUCAGUUGCAUGCAUUUCCCAUGUAUGUGCACUAUAAUACAUAAAACAUCUUGCAUAAUAAUUUGAAAUGGUCCAAAAUAAAGUAUUAAGAUGAUUUUAGAUACAUUAUGAUUAAUUUCAUUCAAUUUCCUUCAUGCAGUGGUGUGCUAGCAGUAGUAGCCAGUAGAUCCACUGGAUUUGUUUUGUAUUCCAAUUUCUUUUAAAGAAUCUUAAAACAAAUAGAUCUGUAGAUAUGUGUAUAAUCUCAACUCCUUUAAUAAUAAGAUAAUGUUUAGAUUUUGUUUCGGGCAUUUUGAGUAACAGCCAACUUACUGAUAUACCUGACGUUGUACAAUUGGGAAAUAGAUUUUAGUUUUGUGUGCUUUGUUGGCAAAUAAAACACAGUUUUGAGUUCAGAUUCGAAGUAAUCUAAUCACGAAGGCAAAAGGUCUGAGUGAUUAAUUACGAAGCAUUUGUGCUAACAAAGCAAGCAAACCUAAAAUCUAUUUCCAUUCUAACAUAAUAUUAUUUGAAUUACACCAGGAAGGGAUACUAAUCUGGAAUCCCUUUUUUAGGCAUAAAUGGACUGAGUAAACUAGAAUAGCCAAACGUAGGUUAUUUUGUGAAAUGUGGUCGAAUCGACAAAACAAUACAUGAUAAAAUCCUUCUUUGUUUAUUUGAAAGUGUUAGUCUAAGAAUAGAAUUUAGUUUAUGCCAAAAUUAGAGAACACUGGGAACACCUUUUAUGUGAGACAAUUAAACAUGCAAUAAACUAUGAAAAUUUAUCAAUGUAUUUUAGUAAUUUUAGUCUUUUGUCUGUUUUGAUCUAAUCAAGUUUGUGGUGAAAAUAUUUAGGAAACAUUCAAAUGGUUUAAAGAAAAAUAUAAAUGUAGUCCUUUUGUCUAGUACUUAUUUGGUUUACGUGAAGAUUGCUGUGUCUGCACUCGCCUACCUAAACACUUUGAAAGAUGUAUUUAGCUUUCCUACCAAAUGAAUAAAUGUCACAUUGAUGAUUACACAUGCCUUGUAUGUUUUUGAUAUGUUUUGUUGUUGAAACAAUUUUUGCACCGAGUGUCCUUAAGUAUCUCGUGUGUUCAUUUUGAGAGUUUUGUUUCCUGCUUACAGUUUUAAGCCUAUUAUACGAACUCUCCAUAUAUUAUGCUAACUGAAUAUUGUAUUGUUAUGUGACAUUGAUUUGAUAUAUUUGUAUUUGAAAAGAGGUUUUACAUCUGUAUGUUUUACAGGUUAAUACUCAAUCAGUGGGUUUUCAGCAUUUUCUUAAGAUUACUUAGUUUAAUAGCGAGUUCCGCUUUGCAAAACCAAAUGUCGUGCAUCGGCAAAAACAACAUUACGACUCUGCAGUCUGAUUUGGAUCCAUGCUGUUCUUUUAUAAGCUGCAAUUGACAAACAAACAGUAUGGAUGUGUGUAUAAAUCAACAGUAUGGAUAUACACUGAUCUGAAUCAUUUAUAGACAGAUCGUUUGUUCAUAAGAUGUAAUGAAAUGUGCAAAACAACUCGCAUCUCGUAGCACUGGCUUGAGUAGAAUUCUGUCAGUAAAAUUGAAUGGACUAAAUGAUCCCAAAGAAUCAGAAAACAUAACAAUAAUGAAUCCAACCGUUUUACAGUUACUAGUAUGUAUACAUGGUUUGCUUGAACUGUCAUUGUACAAAAUCAGUCUUUUUUUGUAAAUCUAACUGGUUCAUUUAAGUAUGACAGCACAUGAAACUCCAUGAUGGGUAAAACAUUUUGUAGAAGUUGAUCAAAUUGUAUAUAAAUUAUGUAGAAAUUGUAUAUGUAGGAACUUUUAAAUUGUUAUUAAAUCACAAUGAUGCAGUAUGGCUGUUGCAUUUCUUGAUAAAGUGCUUGAUUUUAUAUAAUGAUUAUUUUUGUAAUAAAACUAUCCAGCAUGAA